Molecule: messenger RNA, 5561 nt
Organism: Rhea pennata
Lineage: Eukaryota; Metazoa; Chordata; Aves; Rheiformes; Rheidae
Gene: APLF
Product: aprataxin and PNKP like factor
Exons: 11
Coding region: 12-1589 (525 amino acids)
Biological process (GO): double-strand break repair
Cellular component (GO): nucleus; site of double-strand break
Molecular function (GO): DNA-(apurinic or apyrimidinic site) endonuclease activity; 3'-5' exonuclease activity; protein binding
Source: RefSeq, a predicted model, not a curated record
CGCGCCAUGCCAUGGCUGCGGUGCGGUUAGCCCCGGCGGACGGGGGCUGCUCUGUGGCCCUGCCGCCCGGGGAGACCGUGCUGGGAAGAGGCCCCCUGCUCGGAAUUACAGAUAAGCGAGUAUCCAGAAAACAUGCCAUAUUGGAUGUGGAGGGUAGCCAUGUUCGCAUCAAACCGAUUCAUGUAAAUCCAUGUUUUUAUCAGUCUCCUGAGAAUGGCUGUCUUCUACCCCUGGAGGCACAUGAAUGGCACUCACUGAAAUUCGGUGAUAGCUUUUCUCUGUUGGUGGACAAAUACGUUUUCAAGGUCCUCUCUGCUCAUCCUGUGGAGAGCACAGUAAGAAAAUGUCAGGAGGCUAAUGCAGAAGAAACGCCAAGCGUUCAUCCUAUUAAAAUGUUUUCUAGUCCAUCUUUAAUAGAACCAGAAUGUUCCAGUUCUGAGGUCCAGGGAACCACAGAACUAAGAAAAACUGAGACUGCUUGCAGACAUUUGGUGCCAUCUCCGGAUGAUCGUGAAUGCAAACAAUUAAAAUGUAUUCAAAGAAAGAGAGUGCUACCAUCUUGGAUGCUGAAAGGAGACCUCAUGGUUCAGAGGCUUUCUGACCCUGUAGUGAAAGAAGGUGGUGGUAUGGAAAGAGACCAAGGAAGGGAAGAAAGUAAUAUAAAACCAUCAAAAAGAGAAAUAAAUGUGCAGAAGAGAAGAAGAUUGACUUCUGAAGAAAUUACAGAGGCUUGUAAAGAUGAAGAGCAGUAUCAAGAGGGCUGUCUUUCCAUCACUGUCCCUUACUCUCAGAAUACAUCUACAUUUCCUCUUGAGAGUACCAUGAGAAACGUGGAAGGAAAUGGCAGGACUGAAACAAAAAACCCUGGAAGUUCUAUGGAAAAAAAAAGUAGGCAGCUGAAUAGUAAAAGAUCUAAAGCAACAGGUCAGAUCUCCAGUAAAUCAGGUAGAAUUGAGGAAAUGGAAAAGAAAGAACAGAUUACUGGUUCUACAAGCCAGCAAGCUCACGGGGGCGGAACUUCUCCGAAUUAUGGUGCUGAGGAAGAGACUCAUGAGCCUGAUACAAAUUUGGAUUACAAGACUGAAAUUUCUGAUUCAACUGGAAGCUUUGAUGCUUCAGAGCUCUCCAAACAGAUCAAGCAUAAGAGGACACCUUGCAUGUAUGGAGCAGGCUGUUACAGGAAGAAUCCUGUUCACUUUCAGCAGUUCAGUCACCCUAAUGAUGAUGAUUAUCAUGAGACAGACAUCAUAACGCAGCGUAACAGCGACGACCGGCCUGAAUGUCCUUAUGGAACUGCUUGUUACAGGAAGAAUCCACAACACAAGUUAGAAUACAAGCACAGUAUACCUCCAGUAUUUGAAAGAAGAACCCGACAGAGAACUUCAGAGAAUGAAAAAGGGGCUUUGGAGGAAGACAGUGGUGAACCAAAUGAAUAUGAUCUAAAUGACAGCUUUAUAGAUGAUGAUGAUGAAGAGUGCGAUCCUACUGAUGAAGAUUCUGACUGGGAACCAAAUUCAGAAGAAAAGGAUAAUGAAGAUGUUGAAACACUUUUGAAAGAAGCACGCAGAUUUGUUAAUACCAGAAAGUAGCUGCACUUAACAUCAAGAACUUCCUCUCCAAUUAGUUAAAGCAUGAAUGUGUGACAAGGGGAACAGCUUUCAAAACUGUUUUCUUCCUCAGUUAUGUAGGCACUACAGGAAGGUUUUAGUCGGGGUGAGGGGACUGAGCAAUACCUUUUGUUUCAUAUAUAUUGUUUUGAUCUUUGUUUUCUGAAGUGGUGGUGUCCAGUGAUUGAGCAAUGAUAGAAGCUUUUUUUUUUUUAAUACAAGUUUCUCAUCUGUUUUUUUUUCCAACACUGUUAGUGUCUCAUAGUUUGAAAUACAAUUUUAAAAGUUGUUACGCUUCAUCGUUCUGUGCUUGAACUGAAUACUGGCAUUAAGAUAGCCUUUAGUUUUGCUAAAGCAUAAUAUGUAUUGUGCUGAAUGAAGAGGAGUUGCACUUCACACUUGCAUUAGCAUAAGCUAAUUCUUGACUAUCAGUGGAGAAUAUAUCUAAACCCUUCUUUUAAUGUUCUUCUGAGCUACUGUAAUCUUAGAUUUCAUUAGUCUGCUAAUAGCUUUCCUUUAGGUGUUAUUUCUUGGAUGCUUUGAUGUACAGUAGCUAUACACAGGCAGUCUAAACUUGGGAACAGGAAUAUCUAAGUGUACAGAACCUCUGGUUAUGUCCCAACACCAAUCAUGGAGUGUUUGCUCUAAUUGCAGUAUCUCUCAGACACAUGCAUCACUGGAAUUGUGUUCAGUUUUACAGCAAAGAAAAAAUUUUAAUGACUCAGGUUUUUUAUACGGAAAACAAUUAAACUUAUAAUUGGUAUACUGUAGGAAAAAUUAGAAACUCUGUCUCUGCAUGAGACUUCUAAAGAAUAUGCUGUAGAAACCUACCUUCACUGUGUUCAAAACUUUCCUGAACUUUCUGGAAAGAAACUUGGCCUCUCUUGAAUUAAACAUUUUUAAUAUGUUUCAGGGCAGAUGACUUAAGCCAUUUCUAAGAAUAUGAUUAGGAGAAAAUUGACACUUUUCUGUGUUGAUCUUGCACUUUGUUUUGAUACAUAAUACUGAAAUUAGGCAGGGGAAUCAUUCUUGUGUGCCUUUUGAUACGCUGUGAAAAUCUGUCCAAUUAUGGUGGAAUAAUAGGAAUCCAAAUAAACGCGAGCCUUUUAGGUUGGUGGCGAAAUGCUUUCUGCAGGUACACUUCAGGGAGUGCCUGUUCCAGCUCUCCUGCAGCCCAGCUGCUCGUGGAGCCUGUCCCUGCAGCGUGGACGAGAACACUACGUUCCUGGGCUUCGGAAGAAAACUUUGUAGUUGCCCCUUCUGUGUGCUGUGGCUGCUGUAGAGCAUUUAGGAGAAGAAGGAUUUUUUUCUUCUGUGCUGUCAGAACUGCCCCAGCCUGUCUUUUACUUGCAUUAAUUAUGAAACUGGUGUAGGGAGAAAAAAAAGAAAAAAAAAAGGAAGUGAACAGGCUGAAAUGCAGGAGGCUAAAGAUCAGAGGUAAGGCAGAAGGGCAACUGGAGAAGUGAAUGUGGAGCUUAACUAACACAAGAUUUGUGUUCAGUUUUGUAUUUUAAUUGGGAAUGAGAGUGAAACUAGAACACUGAAGAUCUCAUAGUGCACGUGUUAUCCUUAAAGAUUACAUAAGUUAGGUCCCUGCCUCUUUAAUAUGAUUUUGCAGUCUUGCAUUUUUUUUUUGACCUUUUCUUUUUAUAUGUAGUUGUAGUUCCAUGCUUGAGGAGGUUGAGUGCUAUCAGAAGCUGUUCAGGUGUGUACUCUGACAAUGUAACUCUGUUGCAAGAUCUUCAGAAAAUUGCUUUAAAUAAAUUACUAACUUCCGCAACCUGUUUUGGGGUGCAGGAUAAUGUUUUGGCCAAUUGUGUAUUGAAACUUUCUCUGAAAAAUGUAGAUACUGAAAAUAGAAACAUUCAUGAUUAGUGACCAUUCUGAUUCUAUUUUGAGAACAUGAGAGUAAUUGAUUUAUUUAUUAGAGCUAUUUCAUAUAAAAAGAAUCUAACUGGUUGGUUUUUGUAGUGUCAAGCAGAAACAUUCUGUGUUGUAGUGUUACACUGUAAAAGACUAUUUAAACUUAUAAUUGGUAUAUAUUUAUAUUCUAAGAAGUUACAUUAUAAUUUACUUUGCAGGUAGAAAUAGCUUUUCAUUACUGCAGGCUUCCAGUCAGAUAUGUAAUCACAAAAACAAAUCUAGAAAUUGUUCCUAGUUUUGCAUGAUAGAUUGAGUUUGUUACUGAUGCCUCAGGUUUGAAAAAUUACGUAUGACCAAAGUAGUACCUUGGAAAUGUCAAAGCUGUAAUCAAGCUGCUACAUAAUGGUAAACUGAAGUGGUGGUGAUGCCUGUUUAAGAAUAUUUUUCUGUUCGUGUAUUCUUUCCUUAACCGCAAAAUGUAUUUUUAUGCUUCUGGAUGGACAGACUUAUUACUCCAGAAGAUAGUUGAAUGUUGAUCAGAACUACUCAGUUCAAGGUACAGAGAAGAUUACUCAGAACACUUUUUCUCUUUAUUUCUUUUUUCCUUCUUUUUUUAUGUCAAGUUAUGCAGUGUUUUUUCAGUGAGUCAAGUAUGCAUUGCAGUCUAGUGGGCUGAGUGUAGAUCAAAAUACGCAUGAACUUAAAUACAUAUAUGGGUUGAGUGAAAGUACUUGGAGGUCAAUUUUUGGAGUUAGUUACAUGAUUAAACUCUCUCUGACUAUAGUUAAUUAUGUAAAUAUGUUAGUGCUGCUGCAGGAGGAAUGGCAGGAUCCAAUACAGAGAAGCGAGAGUGCAUCGUGGAUGUACCAUCUAUCUCAGGACAGCAGUUGCUACAUCAGCUUUGGAGGUGUAUAUUUAUGAUACUUUUAAUUCAUAUUUCUAAAUAGGCUGAGCCUUGACUGUAUAUACCUUUACGUUAAUGAAAUUAGGAGCAAUUUAGUUGCCAGGGUCAAUUUAGAAAUGAUCUGGGGAUACAGAGCAAGUACCAGCACAAGCUCAUCAACCUUACUAUGCUAGCUAUUGGAGUUCGGUAGAAGACCCGUUGAAGAGGCAGGUGCUCCUAGGUUUCUGCGAUGUCGUAGCUGCGGAUCAGUGAGAGGAGGCACGUGCUUCAGCAUUAUGUGGCAGAGCUGGUGCGGCCUAUGCAUCAUUGAGACAAAAACUGUGCCAAAACAAUUCAGUCCUUAGCCACAGUGACUAGGUGUCUAAAGCAGACUGCCAUAAAAUUAGACAAAGCUACAAAGCUGUUAACUUGCAGCAUCUCAGGUAAGCUUUUUGUGUGCAACUGAAACCUAAUAAAUAGGCUGUGCAGAUGACUAAUGGGGUCGUGCUAAGCAAUGUAGUUCAUGUAUCACUUAGGUUUGGGCUAGAAUAAGACUCCAGUACAGCUAGGGUAUGUGCCUCCUCUCUCGUUCUGAGCCUCUGUGGUGCCGUACCAUAAAAUUGUGGGAACAUCCAUGUCUCCUACCAACCUCUAGCAUUUAGCAUAUCAAGGAUGAUCUUGUGGUAGUACUCAUGUACAAGUUCAUAUCUAAAUUGAUCCCUCACAAUUAAAAUGUUCCUAACUUCAUUACUGUGCCUAUAUCCCCUUUGCUACAUACCAUUCAUUUUCUGCUGUUUCCCAGAUGCCUAACUUGUAAGCUGCUUUCAGAAAGUCCUUACAGAAGCAUAACUGCUUAAAACUCAAAGUUAGCUCGUUUUCUGGUUAUUGUCUUUAAUCUCCAUUUUUUGAAAUGGCCUGUCAUGCCAGGUGGGACUGGUAGUUUGAUAGGAACCUUUCCAGUACAUAAGGAUCUAUGCGUCUGAUGCUGCCAGCUCUCUGGCAGGCUCUGCUAUGGAGCUGAUCUGCUGAUAAAAACAGUCGUGUUUGUAUAAACCUUAUUCUUUUACUGAUGUUUUUUUCCAAAUAAAUUAAUGCUCAAGUACUGAGUACAUGCUGUUCUACUGCUCACAUUGCAUGAUGCAAACAUGCUAGGCUUUGGUGUGCUUUCUUAAAUCAUAUGGUUCUUGGCUUAAAAAUAUUGAUGGUUA